AGGCUGCAGUCGCUGCUCGCCAGGCUGCUGCUCGGUGGGAAUGCAGCCGUGGCGGUGGUUUGUGCUCUGUUCCUACGGGUUUUUAAUGAUCGGCUCGGACAAACAGGCUUCUUUUAAGCUUUGCGAGGCUAUCUGCUGAUUGCAUAAUUCAAUUUGUCAAGAGAAAAAACUGAUAAGCAGCAGCUCUAACUGAAGAGGAGAAUCAGGUUGGCACAGUGACAGAUGUUCGGAUAAAGAAGUUGGCUCAGAGAGGAUGUACGGAGUCUGAUUUUUUUUUUUUUUAUUUUUUUUCCUCCUCUCCCCCUCAAUCCAAAUGAAGACUAUCAUGGGAACUGUAUUCACAUGGUGAUCAAAAGAAAUACUUGAGUGAUGAACUGCUUUUGCAGAAGAAGUCUAAGGCAGUAAUUUGAGCUUUUGUGUGCAGUAGCUAGCUUGUUUUGCUGAAGCGUUUUUCCUCAGCGGUAUUUCUGCCUAAUGUGUUUCCUGAUGGAGAAGCCACAGCUACUGCCGGGUGAAGGGAAAAUGAACGCUCUGCAUUGCUUGUGUCUCUGACAGAGUAACGCCGUCUCUGUUGCUGUCGUUUGGGGAGGCUGGAUUCAACCAGCAGUAUUAUUCAAGGAGUUCAUUGUCCCUGUGGUCUGACUCAUCGCAUGUAAAUGUACUGCAGCCGUGCUGUACGUUGCAGAUAUUUUUCUUGCAUGGGAAAGAAUUAUUUUUCUCUAAGCAGGUCCUGAGUAACUGCUGGAAGCAAGAUGUGUUUUUCUGGCUGGACUGUUUUUGACAUUGAGAAAGGAAGCUGUAGAAUGACAGGAUGAUCAGAAGGCGCGUUUAUUUUCAGUCACCAGAAAGCCUGCGACGGUUGAUUUAAAACUGACCUUGCAGGAGUGGGUAUAGCUGCGGCUGUCUCUCUUGGGGCAAUUGUUCCUUGUUUCAUCCUCAAUAGGACGGUGUGGUGUCUUCUUCUGCAACAAUGAUUUCACUGUGGGGGUAGAAGGACGCUGUGGAAGUUGUGACAUUAACCAAGACAAAUUUCCUUGUGAAAGGACAGCUGUGCGCGACAGUGAGUGCUGUUCGAAUGGAAUUGGACCUUGGGAUAUUUUUAUCUGCUGUUCCACAGUUUCGUUAUUGUGGUUUCGAUGCCUAGGGAAAUUUUAUUUUAAAAACACCAACUUUUUUCCAGCAUUCUCUUCAAUAUCUUAGGGUGUUUAAAUCUGAAAAAUGAAGUGCAAGGAGGGAUUGGAGUGGCCUUUUUUAAAUGCUAAUACACCAGCAGUAGCACUCACAACUUUGUGAGGGCAUGUGAAACAGGUGGAAGUAUUUCCUCUAUGGUCCCUGUUGUGGUACCUGUGGUCUGGUUCCAAACAUACCAUUUCUGGCUUUUUUUUUUGUUGUUGUUGUUGCUUUUGCUUCCUCAAACGGAUCGAAUGAGUCGAGUCUGUAUUGUUGUUUUGGAGGAGGUAGAAGAUGAUUCUCCGACGUUUAUUUCCAAAUUACCUCAGGAAAAUGUAUCUUUAUGUCCAUCGCCCUCUGGAAACGUGCUGCCACCAUUGGUUCAAGCUAUAUUUAAUGGAGAUCCUGAUGAAGUUCGAGCACUGAUAUUUAAGAAAGAAGAUGUUAAUUUUCAGGAUAAUGAGAAAAGGACCCCUUUACAUGCUGCUGCCUAUCUGGGAGAUGCAGAAAUUAUUGAACUACUUAUUUUAUCUGGAGCUAGAGUUAAUGCCAAAGACAGCAAAUGGUUGACUCCUUUACACAGAGCUGUGGCAUCUUGUAGUGAGGAUGCUGUUCAGGUGUUGUUAAAGCAUUCAGCAGAUGUCAAUGCUCGUGAUAAAAACUGGCAGACACCCCUACAUAUAGCAGCUGCAAACAAAGCUGUGAAAUGCGCUGAAGCUUUGGUGCCUCUCCUAAGCAACGUAAAUGUGUCUGAUCGAGCAGGCAGAACGGCAUUGCAUCAUGCAGCUUUCAGUGGACACGUUGAGAUGGUCAGCUUACUGUUGUCUAGAGGGGCCAAUAUUAAUGCAUUUGACAAGAAAGACAGACGAGCUAUACAUUGGGCAGCAUAUAUGGGUCAUAUUGAAGUUGUGAAAUUACUUGUGGCCCACGGGGCUGAAGUGACAUGCAAAGACAAGAAAUCAUAUACACCCUUACAUGCUGCAGCAUCUAGUGGGAUGAUCAGUGUUGUCAAGUAUCUUCUAGAUCUUGGAGUGGAUAUGAAUGAACCAAAUGCCUAUGGAAAUACCCCUCUCCAUGUAGCUUGCUACAACGGGCAAGAUGUUGUAGUGAAUGAACUCAUAGACUGCGGUGCUAAUGUAAAUCAAAUGAAUGAGAAGGGGUUUACACCUUUGCACUUUGCUGCUGCAUCAACACAUGGAGCAUUGUGUUUGGAGCUUUUGGUCUGUAACGGAGCAGAUGUAAAUAUGAAGAGUAAAGAUGGGAAAACACCUUUGCACAUGACAGCGAUCCAUGGUAGAUUUUCAAGAUCCCAAACCAUCAUUCAAAAUGGAGCUGAAAUAGACUGUGAAGAUAAGAAUGGAAAUACUCCUUUGCACAUAGCAGCUAGAUAUGGCCAUGAGCUAUUAAUCAACACUCUGAUUACGAGUGGUGCUGACACUGCGAAGCGGGGUAUACAUGGGAUGUUUCCUCUCCAUUUGGCAGCAUUAAGUGGAUUUUCAGACUGCUGCAGAAAGCUCCUCUCAUCAGGUUUUGACAUUGACACACCAGAUGACUUUGGCAGGACUUGUCUUCAUGCAGCUGCAGCUGGAGGGAAUUUGGAGUGCCUAAACCUCCUGCUAAAUACUGGUGCAGACUUCAACAAAAAGGACAGAUUUGGGAGAACUCCACUCCAUUAUGCUGCUGCCAAUUGUAAUUAUCAGUGCCUGUUUGCCCUUGUGGGAUCUGGAGCUAGUGUGAAUGACCUUGAUGAGAGGGGUUGUACACCUCUGCACUAUGCAGCUGCAUCAGACACAGAUGGAAAGUGCCUGGAAUACUUGCUAAGGAAUGAUGCCAACCCGGGGAUCCGAGACAAACAAGGAUACAAUGCAGUUCAUUAUUCAGCUGCUUAUGGUCAUCGCUUAUGCCUUGAAUUGAUUGCAAGUGAAACACCUCUAGAUGUUCUGAUGGAAACAUCAGGUACUGACAUGCUGAAUGAUUCAGACAACAGAGCACCUAUAAGUCCGCUGCAUUUAGCUGCUUAUCAUGGCCACCAUCAAGCUCUGGAAGUGCUGGUACAGUCACUGCUGGACCUUGAUGUGAGGAAUAAUAAUGGAAGGACACCGUUGGAUCUGGCUGCCUUUAAGGGUCACGUGGAAUGUGUAGAUGUGCUUAUUAAUCAGGGAGCAUCAAUCUUGGUGAAAGAUUAUGUUGUAAAGAGGACCCCUAUACAUGCUGCAGCUACAAAUGGUCAUUCGGAAUGUUUGCGGCUGUUGAUAGGAAAUGCAGAACCACAGAACGCAGUGGACAUUCAAGACGGAAAUGGACAGACUCCUCUGAUGUUGUCAGUUCUCAAUGGGCACACUGACUGCGUUUAUUCACUCCUUAACAAAGGAGCAAAUGUAGAUGCCAAAGAUAAGUGGGGAAGGACAGCAUUGCAUAGAGGGGCAGUUACGGGGCAUGAGGAAUGUGUGGAAGCAUUGCUUCAACAUGGUGCUAAGUCCUUAUUACGAGACUGUAGGGGACGAACCCCUAUACACUUGUCAGCUGCAUGUGGACAUAUAGGUGUUCUUGGAGCUCUCCUGCAGUCAGCUACGUCUGUGGAUGCAGUACCUGCAAUAGCAGACAAUCACGGCUAUACAUCACUGCAUUGGGCCUGCUAUAAUGGUCAUGACAGUUGUGUAGAGCUCCUCCUGGAACAGGAAGUUUUCCAGAAAAUGGAAGGAAAUUCUUUCAGUCCAUUGCAUUGUGCUGUGAUAAAUGACAAUGAAGGUGCUGCAGAAAUGUUAAUUGAUACACUAGGUGCUGGUAUUGUAAAUUCAACAGAUUCAAAAGGAAGAACUCCUCUUCAUGCAGCAGCUUUUACAGAUCACGUCGAGUGUCUACAGCUUCUGCUCAGUCACAAUGCUCAAGUAAACGCUGUGGAUUCUUCUGGGAAAACACCUUUAAUGAUGGCUGCAGAAAAUGGACAGACGAAUACAGUUGAGGUGCUGGUUAGCAGUGCUAAGGCUGAUCUGACUUUGCAAGACAGUUCUAAGAACACAGCACUCCAUUUGGCUUGCAGCAAGGGUCAUGAAACUAGUGCCUUGUUAAUACUGGAGAAGAUUACGGAUAGAAACCUCAUCAAUGCCACCAAUGCAGCCUUGCAAACACCUCUGCAUGUAGCUGCUCGGAAUGGACUAACGGUUGUAGUUCAAGAGCUUUUAGGGAAGGGAGCAAGUGUACUUGCUGUAGAUGAAAAUGGUUACACACCAGCUUUGGCCUGCGCGCCCAAUAAGGAUGUGGCCGAUUGCCUAGCUCUCAUUCUGGCCACAAUGAUGCCUGUUUCAUCGAGCAGCACGUUACCUUCCCUUACAUUCAAUGCCAUUAAUCAUUACACCAACACCUCAAAAACUGUCACCUUCGACUCUUUGCCAAUCAUGAGGAGCGAACAUAGCUCCUACUGUACUUUCAACAACAUUGGCAGGGAAGGUGGGUACCCAUACACAGAAGACGACGAGCUCAAUGACUCAGAUUCUGAGACCUAUUAGAAGCUACGUUUUGUAGGUCUGAAGAGUGAACCCUCAUGCUGGAAGGUCAGACUUGUGCUAUCACAAAGCUAGCAGUGUUUGAAUGCCAAAAGAGGACAGACCUUUGAGAAGAUGUUUGUUGUUUUUCUUUUUUUAUUGUGUUUGCAUAUAAAAAAAAUCUGUGAGACUCUAGGAAGAUUUUUAAAAGCAUAUUUUGCAGAAGAAGCAUAAAUUCUUGACUAAGUACUUGGAAUCCGUGGCAAAAAAUAAAAAUAAAAAAUAAAGAAUGUCAAAACUGUUUUAUUUAACUGUACCUACCAUUCUGUUUCUGGUGCCAGAAGUAAUUUCUGCAGACUGGGCACCCUACUUGAUGUAAAUGGACAGCACUAUCGUACAACACAAAGGAUGCUAGAUUUAAAUAUUAUCAAUAAAACUAAAACCAUUUUGAAGGCAAUAAAUGAGUUUGGUACAGUAGGCAUUGUUUGUGCUGCAAAUUGCCAAAGGACCAAAUAACUUAAAGAAUUAUUUUUUUUUUUUAAUUAAGUUUUUGCGAAAACUGGAAUAGGUUAUUUGAGAAGUUGUUUCAACCAAACCUUAAUCACUUCUGAAAAGAAGCUUAGAUUUGGGUUUAAAUGUUGGGGGGGGGUCUAAUUAUUUUUUUUUAAUCAUCUGAAAGCCUUCCAACACUAUUACAUGUACCAUGAAAGAAAGCAGAUGUACUUUUAAGUUUUUGGUUUCUCUUUCUUUUAGGUGAAAUGAAAAUUAACUUGUCAUACUUUUGUAAUACUGAAAUUAAACCAGCUAACAAGGUGAAGUCAGGGUGAAAAAUGUACAGUGUAAUAAACAAGGGAAGGGGUGGGAGAUGUGGGAGGGAAGCAGUAAUUGUUGCACAGCUUUAGGUUUUUUUAACUUUGGGUUUUGGAUUGAGAUUUUUUUUUUUUUAAUUUAAAAAUACACCAGGAACUCGGAAACUACGAAACUGCAUAAAAAAUUGAAAUGAAAUGUCUUGAUAACCCUGUUGUGGCUGAGAGUUCUUUUCAAUAAUUUGUCCACUUCCUUACAUUGUAUAUCCCUACCACUUUUUCUUUUUUAAAUCCUGGCAUUACAAGGGGCAGGGGGAGGUGAAUUUAAAAGUAUAUUUCCCUAUUAGAGAAAUAAAGUACAGUGUCUGGUCUGUGGGAAGAGCUGUGUAUCUUUGUUGUGCUCCAUUUAGAAAAUAAACAGCAGAAGCAGGUCCCUGUAAUGUAGUUCAGACUUGCCCGAAUAUUUUUUUUUUAAUUUAUAACAGACUACUGUGUUUUUUAAUUGCCUGAAGAAUGAAAAACUGACAUAAGUAAGCUGAAGUUUUGUCUGUUAAAUAUGAAUAUUUACUUUAUUUGGCUCUGCUUUAACUAUAACUGUUACUUUUCAAGUGAAUUUGUUCAUGUACAUGCAAGGAAUCCUUGCGUGUCCUGAUAAAGUACAAAUAAAUUACUACAAACUGAUUCCAAUUUCCUUUUUAUCCUUUUUGUAUUGUGAACUGGAAUCUUUAUGAUAUUGUAAAUUAUCAGCUGGUUUUCUGAACAUAGUGUGGAAACACGGGACAAUAUUUUGAUCUAUUUGAUAAUUUUGUGGGUUUUUUGAAGAAUUAAUGAGCAUGUACAUAGAAAUAGUGACUGCUUGAAUACUGUAUUUACCUGCACUCUUUCAGUACUUCAAGAUUCCUGUAUAUUUUACGGACUAUAAUAAAACCCAAAUGUGAGUUCUA
Falco peregrinus (peregrine falcon) is the source of this 6402-nucleotide messenger RNA. It is a transcript of the gene ANKRD28, whose product is annotated as ankyrin repeat domain 28. Gene Ontology annotation, cellular component: ciliary inversin compartment. Gene Ontology annotation, biological process: protein localization to ciliary inversin compartment. The coding region runs from base 1326 to 4676 and encodes 1116 amino acids. NCBI's taxonomy places the organism in Eukaryota, Metazoa, Chordata, Aves, Falconiformes, Falconidae. The transcript has 28 exons. The record is from RefSeq and is a predicted model, not a curated record. Gene Ontology annotation, molecular function: protein binding.